AUGUCGGCCGAAACGACGGCUCAGCCAGCCGCUUAUCCAGUCGAUCCUCGUCCAACAAACAACACAACCAUCACUACUCGUACGCCGUCCGAGACGACGGCCGCCACCAAUAAACGCUCUCAAUCACAAGGCAGAACACCAUGGAGCACAGGGCGACGAUACUCAGAAAUCGACGACCAUAUAUGGAAGUAUGCACUCAACGACGACACAUCCGAGGGCACCGUGGUCGGGUUCGGGAACGUUCGAAUCCCAUCUGAAGACAAUAUUGCUAAGCUACCUGAUCGAAAGCUAAGCAUACGUUCUAUUACAUGGAACAUUAACGAGAAGCCCGUAAAACUCCUAGACCUUUUGGCCGAUCACCUGGAGCACAUUUCCGAGAAUCUUCUCGAAGAUGUCAUCAUUGUCGCACUUCAGGAACUACCACCAUCAACUACAACAUUUCAUGAAGAUGCCUUGGCAAUCCUCGUGAAACCUUUACGGAACACCCAUGACACCUAUUUCUCCUAUCGGGCUUGGAGUCAAAUGAUAUUUGUCUUCAUUCGAAAAGCGCACACGCGCUUUGCCACAGAUCCUGUCGCCAAAUUCGUGCCAGCCACUGCACUGGCAAAGCCUGUCCGGACAAAGGGGGCUAUUGGAGUCUGCCUACGGCUUUACCAACGAUGGGUUGUGAUUAUUGCCUGUCACCUUACACGUAAGUAUCACUUUCUUCGAAAUUUUACAAUAAAUCUUUUUUGA
Ostertagia ostertagi is the source of this 735-nucleotide messenger RNA. Lineage: Eukaryota; Metazoa; Nematoda; Chromadorea; Rhabditida; Trichostrongylidae. The record is from the annotation of a GenBank genome assembly.